AUGCAGGCUCCUGUAGUGGUUAUGAACACCCAAAGCGGUGAACGGCAGACGGGUCGCAAGGCCCAGCUGUCCAACAUUGCGGCAGCCAAGACUGUCGCCGAUAUUAUUCGAUCCUGCCUAGGCCCCAAGGCCAUGUUGAAGAUGCUCCUAGAUCCCAUGGGUGGCAUUGUCCUGACUAACGACGGCCACGCUAUCCUCAGAGAGAUCGAGGUCUCGCACCCCGCAGCGAAGAGCAUGAUUGAGCUUUCCCGGACACAAGACGAGGAAGUCGGCGACGGUACAACGACAGUCAUCAUCUUGGCCGGUGAGAUGCUUGCGCAGUCCCUGCCUCAACUCGAGCGCAAUAUCCACCCUGUUCAGAUCAUCGCCGCGUUCCGCCGGGCGCUCAAGGACGCUCUCGAGAUCGUCGACGAUAUCUCCCUCCCUAUCGACGUCAACGACGACAAGGCCAUGCGCGGCCUCAUCUCCUCCUCGAUCGGCACCAAGUUUGUCUCGAGAUGGUCCGACCUGAUGUGCGACCUUGCCCUGCGCGCCGUCCGCACCGUUACCUGGGAGGCCGGCAACGGAAAGACCGAGGUUGACAUCAAGCGGUACGCGCGUGUGGAGAAGGUACCCGGCGGCGAGAUCGAAGACAGCAGGGUGUUGGAUGGUGUCAUGCUCAACAAGGAUAUUACCCACCCCAAGAUGCGCCGGAGAAUAGAAAACCCCAGAAUUGUCCUGCUCGACUGCCCCCUCGAGUACAAGAAGGGCGAGUCGCAAACCAACAUUGAGAUUUCCAAAGAAGAGGAUUGGAACCGCAUCUUGCAGAUCGAGGAGGAGCAGGUCAAGUCGAUGUGCGAGGCCAUCCUGGCUCUGAAGCCGGACUUGGUCAUCACCGAGAAGGGCGUCUCAGACCUUGCCCAGCACUACUUCAUGAAGGCCAAUGUCACAGCUCUGCGUCGCGUCCGCAAGACAGACAACAACAGAAUAGCGAGAGCGACAGGUGCCACCAUCGUCAACCGCGUCGACGACCUCCAGGACUCGGACGUCGGCACGCUUUGUGGGUUGUUCGAGAUUGAGAAGAUUGGCGACGAGUACUUUACUUUCCUCACCAAGUGUCAGAACCCCAAGGCCUGCACAGUUCUCCUCCGCGGCCCGUCCAAGGAUGUGCUCAACGAGAUCGAGCGUAACCUGCAGGACGCCAUGGGUGUUGCCCGCAAUGUCAUGUUCAACCCCAGACUGUCCCCCGGUGGUGGUGCCACCGAGAUGGCCGUCUCUGUGCGGUUGAGCCAGCUCGCCAAGGGCGUCGAAGGCGUCCAGCAGUGGCCGUACAAGGCCGUCGCUGACGCGCUUGAGGUCAUCCCCCGUACCCUUGUCCAGAACGCCGGUGCCAGCCCCGUCAGGGUGCUGACAGACCUGCGCGCCAAGCACGCCGAGGGUAAGCACUCUUGGGGCAUCAACGGCGACACUGGUGUAGUUGCGGACAUGAAGGAAUACGGCGUCUGGGAGCCCGAGGCCAUCAAGCUGCAAAGCAUCAAGACGGCUAUUGAGUCCGCCUGCUUGCUCCUCAGAGUAGACGACAUUUGCAGCGCGAGAAAGGCGGCGCAAAUGGGCAACGGUCUGCACGGCGGCGACGAAUAA
Messenger RNA from Colletotrichum spaethianum, 1620 nucleotides. Its product is annotated as T-complex protein 1 subunit zeta. Gene Ontology annotation, molecular function: ATP binding; ATP hydrolysis activity; ATP-dependent protein folding chaperone. Gene Ontology annotation, biological process: protein folding. The coding region runs from base 1 to 1620 and encodes 539 amino acids. Lineage: Eukaryota; Fungi; Ascomycota; Sordariomycetes; Glomerellales; Glomerellaceae. Gene Ontology annotation, cellular component: chaperonin-containing T-complex. The transcript is spliced from 6 exons. The record is from RefSeq and is a predicted model, not a curated record.